CCGGGAUUUAACGUUCGACGAAGUUGAUCGGUGUUGACUUAAGCGCAUACCAAGGAGUAGAAGCUAUCUGCGCUUACCUCGAGGUGCGAUGCAUGGAAUUGGUGGGUUUAACGUCCUACUUUGUCAGGAAGCCUACGAUACGAGUCCACCUUGAAAUCACACUUUUCACCUCGUCUUCACAAAGACAGCGACUCGCCCACUACGAACUUGUAGCUGAUUACCUGCGACAAGUCCUGGGAAUUAUUCCGGGCCAAGCUAAUUUGGUCCUGCAUCCAAAGCGAGUAAGGAACGAUCAUAGUCAAUAACGAAGUCUGCGCCCCGCACAUGCAGCUCAAAGGAUUUUCCUUACACUAACUGGAAUAUAAUGGAGGAAGAAAGGGAACUGUG
Molecule: messenger RNA, 387 nt
Organism: Paraphaeosphaeria sporulosa
Lineage: Eukaryota; Fungi; Ascomycota; Dothideomycetes; Pleosporales; Didymosphaeriaceae
Exons: 1
Coding region: 93-305 (70 amino acids)
Source: RefSeq, a predicted model, not a curated record